ACGAUAUUUUAUAAAGCACGCCUGCACAUAUAGCUGAUACGUGAUUCGAUUGUGAACUGCUCGUUAAUAGGCCUCGUAAAACGCCUCGUACUUCUCGUAACACCUAUAUAAACUUCAACUACUCGCCAGAGAAGGUUUAGUUGACCGAUAGUUUGAAUCGCAGGUGAAGAGGUGUUCGUUAGAAUUCAGGGUGCUAUGGUAUCCCUAUGGUGUUCCUAAAGUGGGACCAAACGCCAGGUGGGGUAUGGGCAUACCUCGUAAUCAUAGCGAUCGUUUACAUCUUAUACAUCCUGAAGAGCUACAUUAGGUGCGUCUAUUUCGUGUUGCGUCUCAGUGGCCCGAAAACCGUACCAUUCUUAGGAAAUGCGGGUUGCGUUAUCAAAGAUAAUCUGCUUCACAGGCUGGGAUACGAGAGCCAAACUUAUGGGCGCAUCGUCAGGAUAUGGCUGACAGGGUUACCGUACGUGAUGCUGCCCGAGCCAGAAGACAUCCAAGUAGUCCUCAGCAGUAUGAAGCACACGCAAAAAGUGUUUUUCUAUAAAUUGUUAGACAAUUUCCUCGGAAAGGGUUUGAUCACCAGGGACGUGGACACAUGGCGGAUGCACCGGAAGUUCUUGCAACCGGCGUUUCACCUAAACAUUCUCGAGAAGUUCACGCUAACGUUCGCGGAAUGCGCGGAUCGUCUGAUGAACGAGUUCCACGAGAGGGAUAACGAGGAAAUUAAUAUUACCACGUUCGUCAACGAUUCCGUUUACGAUAUUUUAAGUGAGACGGUUCUGGGGAUCAAACGAGCAAGCCGGCACGCGCAGGACACGGACGAUCUACCAUUCAGAAAGGGACAGAUCAUGCUUUUGUAUCGUCUGGUCAGGCCUUGGUUGUUGAUCGAAUGGAUUUACCGAUUGACGAAGUUCGGCAGGCAAGAAGAGAAGCAACGAAAGGACCUUUUCGACACGUGCUUCAGGAUGAUGCAGGAGAAGCGCGAUCAAAUGUACAACAAGGGUGCCGUGAGUAACGACGAAUCACAGGGUGCAAAGAGGAUCUCGUUGUUGGAGUACAUGGUGGAGAUGAACGAGAGGAAUCCUUGCUUCAGCGACGAAGACAUCGUCGAAGAGUGUUGCACGUUCAUGUUGGCCGGUCAAGACUCGGUUGGCACUGCGACAGCGAUGACGAUGUUCCUUUUGGCUAAUCAUCCCGAGUGGCAAGAGAAAUGCAUUGAGGAGCUGGACGCAAUUUUCAAUAAAGACUCGAGGAUGCCGACCAUUAAGGACUUGAAGGAAAUGAAGUGCCUGGAAAUGUGCAUCAAAGAGGCCCUCAGGCUUUACCCUAGUGUGCCGCUUAUAGGGAGGAUACUCGGUGAAGAUGUAAAGAUUGGAAAAUACGUGAUACCAGCAGGCUGUGGCGUUAUCAUGUCGCCAUAUUGCACGCACCGUUUACCACAUCAUUAUCCGGAUCCAGAAGCGUUCAAACCCGAACGCUUCAGUCUAGAAAAUUGCGGGAAGAGACAUCCAUACGCUUACUUACCUUUCAGCGCUGGACCCAGAAACUGCAUCGGGUACAAGUUCGCGAUGCUGGAAAUGAAAUCCUUGGUCAGCUCGAUUCUUCGGAGGUGCCGAUUACAAUCGAUCCCAGGGAAAGAGGAAGUGAAACCGAAAUUCCGAAUGACGAUCAGAGCGCAAGGCGGACUCUGGGUUAAGGUUGUAGCGCGCGAACAGAAAUCGAAAGCUGCUUUAGUUAAUUAAUUCGACACUUUCCGACCACUAGAUUGUAAUACUCCAUUUGUACUUCCAUUUUCAUAACAAUGACCACUGAACUGUAACUUAUUAAACCUUUUCCUAAGUAAAUUGUACUACGGAACGUUCGGUACGUUACAAUCAACUGGAUAACAUUAAUAACAUCCUUCGAUAGUUCCUCACUUAAUAAAAUAUAAUUGACCAAACGUUUCACGAAGUGAACGCUGUUUAUUCCGCUUAAAGGUGUGACUGACCGCGAACGUUCGUGAGAAAGUAUUUAACGAAUAAUCGAUCUAUAAAUUGAAAUAAAUCGCUUCGCAAUAAAUACACACACGGAGAGAAAGAAGUUUGUUUCAUAAGGAACGUAGAAAUCGUAAAAAUGAUUGUCCUUUUCUCGCGCGCACUACGAAAUCAUUAAUUAUCUUCAUAUUUGAGUAUUUAUUUAGAUUAAAUUGGACAAGCACGCAUAAAGAUGACUUUAUCGUUAACAAAUUAUCAUUAACAUUGAAUCAUUAUUGUAUUAAUGUUCGACAUGUUCGCGGGUAAUGAUGAAGGAUUUGUUUCGAAAGGUUCUUUGAUUCGAACCAAAAGGGAAGUCGUAAAUAGUUGAUGUUGCUAAAAUCGAUUAGAGCGAUCCAAGGUCAAGACUAAGAAGUUUACAUGUGGUAAUUUAUGGUUACUUUCAAUUUUGGGAUGUCUCUCACGCGGUCUAUGGCUAAGUAUAAUUAAGUAUGCUCGUCCACUUUAAUACAUAUUUACAUAACCGCAUUGGCCAUGAAGGGACGUACUUCAAGUCCUGCAUAAAUUAUCAAAAAGCAAUUGAACGUGUUUCAUCUUACAGUGUCAAGUAGUCUGCUUACGCAAUCCUGUUGGCAAUACCGUUGCUUAACUGACUUUUUACACACUUCGCUCAAUAUUGAAGUGUCAUAAGCGACCUGGAAAAAGAUUUAUGUCGCGAGUUUCAAAUUUUAUUCAGUUCAAUCCCUUGCCCCAUAAUAAAAAUUCGUAGCCAUAAUUUCGAAUUCGUUUUCUUUCUUUUUUUUUAUGACAGUGUUAACUUGCAGUCAAUCCACUAUUUUAAUUGAAUUAUUAAUAUUAAUAAUUAAUAUAUCAUAUAAUAUUAAUAAUAAAUUAAACAUAAAUAUUAUUCAUUUUUUUGUGGUCGAAAUGAAUUCCAUUUUUCGUCGUCAAUAUUUAAUUUUCAAAAUAAAUAUAGUAUCCAAAAGCUUUUUUAAAAUCGCUGUUUUCAAACAAACGAAUUUAGUUCUUGAACAAUGACAUCAGAAGCAUCUAAAAUCAACGUUUCAUUUUCUGAUAAUUGACUCAAUUUGUUAAUUGGUUGUAUUGUAUUAAGUAUGUUCAAACAUAUUUUCAAAAUAAUUCACAGGUAAGGAUUUGAAUAAAAUUGCCUAUUAGAAACAAUAGAAUCUUUAUAAAAACUAGUUUUAAAAACAAAGUCCAAUACUGCACUAAGUUCACUAAAUUAAACUCUCAGGCGAAAAAAGUUAUUCGAUAUUUUUCAAUAAACAGAAAAGCAGUAGUAUCAUUCUAAUAUAAAUUAAAAUAAUUUGAAAUUUUCAUUGUUUUUAUGUAAUUUGACCUACUUACAGCAAUAUUAUAUAUAAACGCAUGCACACAGAAAAUUAGUUCAUGUCGAAGUUGGACAUUAUGCUAUACUCUGAUUUAUAUUUAUUUAAGAAUCGGUGAAUAUGAUGCAAUCUUCGUUUGUUUAGUUAGUUUUAUCUAAUUACUACAUUUUUCCGUAGAAAAGUCUUUUGUAGCCAUAUAAUUAAUCUAUUAAAAAUAAUAAGAUGUACAUGUAUGUUAAAAAUUUUUAUGCCAUUUAUACUUAAAUGCUCAGACUUGUUACAUGUGUCCUGCGUACAUAUUCAACCCAUACCUGUUAAUGUAAAUUAAAUGAAAACACAAAUGAAAAGGAAACAAAAUAAAGUUAGCAAAUUAUUUUUCAUGUGUAAUAUAAAAACAUAUUAUAAAAUUGAUAUUUUUUCAUUCUAUUAACUGUUCUUUUGAAAAUAUUAAAUAUAGUUUAUAAUAUUUCAUAUACGUAUGAAUUGCACACUCUUACUGAAUCGCGCAGAAGCUUUAUUACUGAGUUAAAACUUUUUAAUGAUUUAUUUGACUUGAUUAUCCAAUUUAUAGCGUGCUUAGGCUUGUUUUUAUUAGAAAAAUAGUUCCCAUCUAACUGUGAUCUUUUCGAAUUUAUGUUGUUAACGAUAAAAUAAUUUUUUUCGGUUAAAAAAUUUCAGUUAGCUCUGUGUUACAAUGUUUUCUUUGAUAUUGACCGACAGUUGAUGUCUGAAGAAAGGCAACAUUAGUUUUGUGAAAUUUCCUUUUUCAUUUCAGUAUAGUAUAUAAGCUUUCCAAUACAAUGAAUAAUUCUUGCGGUUCUGUGCAUAGUAUAUAAUACAUAUAGCGGCAAGAAUUAUCUGCCUCCGAAAAUCUGCACUUUUGAUUGGUAGCGACAUCCAUGGCGAAACGCUCAAACUGAUAGAUAAAUGUUACCGAUGUGACAAACAAACGUUACCGAUCUUGAAAACGAAAUAGAUAAAAUAAAAAUUUAUUUAUCGUUAUAUUAUUCAGAAGUAAUGUUAAAACUGAAACUAUAAUUUUCUCAAAAAGUUCCAUUUUUUCUGAUCAAUUUAAAAGAAGAACGA
Nomia melanderi (Alkali bee) is the source of this 4405-nucleotide messenger RNA. It is a transcript of the gene Cyp4aa1, whose product is annotated as Probable cytochrome P450 4aa1. NCBI's taxonomy places the organism in Eukaryota, Metazoa, Arthropoda, Insecta, Hymenoptera, Halictidae. The record is from RefSeq and is a predicted model, not a curated record. Gene Ontology annotation, molecular function: oxidoreductase activity, acting on paired donors, with incorporation or reduction of molecular oxygen; iron ion binding; monooxygenase activity.